GGUAAUUGCUAAGGAGCAAGCAGCACGUAGAUCCUCCCCGUCAUCAGGCAGAGCUCUUCAGUGAGGUGGGUUCAGGGAGGGCUCUGUGCCUCUGCUCAGCAGAGCUGCAGCUGCUGCCCAGCUCUCAGGAGGCGAGCUGGACACCCUCACUCGGCUGCAGGAUCAGGGACAGAAAGGUUCAACCCUGCCUGAGCCAUGCCAGCCAACUUCACAGAGAGCAGCCUCGAUUCCAAUGGGACCAUGCAGAUGCUGGAUUCUUCCCCAGUGGCUUGCACUGAAACAGGGACUUUUACUGAAGUGGUGGAAGGAAAGGAAUGGGGCUCCUUCUACCAUUCCUUUAAGACUGAGCAAUUGAUAACGCUGUGGGUCCUCUUUGUUUUUACCAUUGUUGGAAACUCUGUUGUGCUUUUUUCCACAUGGAGGAGAAAGAGGAAGUCAAGAAUGCUCUUCUUUGUGACUCAGCUGGCCAUCACGGAUUCUUUCACAGGACUGGUCAACAUUCUGACAGAUAUUAUUUGGCGAUUCACUGGGGACUUCAUGGCACCUGACCUGGUUUGCCGAGUGGUCCGCUAUUUGCAGGUUGUGCUGCUCUACGCCUCUACCUACGUCCUGGUGUCCCUCAGCAUAGACAGGUACCACGCCAUCGUCUACCCCAUGAAGUUCCUUCAAGGAGAAAAGCAAGCCAGGGUCCUCAUCGUGAUUGCCUGGAGCCUGUCUUUCCUGUUCUCCAUUCCCACCCUGAUCAUAUUUGGGAAGAGGACACUCUCCAACGGUGAAGUGCAGUGCUGGGCCAUGUGGCCUGACGACUCCUACUGGACCCCAUACAUGACCAUUGUGGCCUUCCUGGUAUACUUCAUCCCUCUGACAAUCAUCAGCGUCAUGUAUGGCAUUGUGAUCCGAACUAUUUGGAUUAAAAGCAAAACCUAUGAAUCGGUGAUUUCCAACUGCUCAGAUGGGAAACUGUGCAGCCACUACAACCGAGGACUCAUCUCAAAGGCAAAACUCAAGGCUAUCAAGUAUAGCAUCGUCAUCAUUCUUGCCUUCAUCUGCUGUUGGAGUCCAUACUUUCUCUUUGACAUUUUGGACAAUUUCAACCUCCUUCCAGACACCCAGGAGCGUUUCUAUGCCUCUGUGAUCAUUCAGAACCUGCCAGCAUUGAAUAGUGCCAUCAAUCCCCUCAUUUACUGUGUCUUCAGCAGCUCCAUCUCUUUCUCCUGCCGGGCUAACAGCAUUGUCUACCUGUUGGCCUGUGAUGUCUCUGUCCUCUGGGCUCUGGUGCUGACCAGUGGGAAGGAGAGCUGUGAGUCAUUGAGAAGAAAGGUCAGGGUAUUACAUGUAAAGUACCUGGCACAGUUUUUUGUCUGAUGUUUAAUACAUUUUUUAUAACUAUUGUCUCUUAACAUGUCUACUUCCGUUUUCAUUAGGUCAAAUUAUUUCCCUCCCUGCUUCAUUUUUACUUUCUCCAGGGAGCAAAGAUCACAGGAUUCCAGAAUGACGUUCUGGGAGAGAACCGAGAGGCAUGAGAUGCAGAUUCUGUCCAAGCCAGAAUUCAUCUAGACCCUGGGGCAGUACCAGUGCUAGGCUGAGCACCAUCAGCUCUCCCAGGUCCUUGUCACCCGCUUGGGCAUGUGCAUGGAACCUGAGCUGACUUCACCCACCCUCGUCAUCACCUGGGAGAUGCACAAAACAAAUGUUCUAUUGAGUCCACGCACUGCGUUAAGUAUUGGCCAACACGAACUCCCCAGUUAUUCAUGCCAGCCUGGAAGGAAACGCCUUCCCUCCCUACCGUUCCCAGUCCUCCUUCCCACUGGCCAGCACCUGAACCCAGUGAACACAGGCAUCGGUGGCCCCAGGCCGUGGCUUGGAGGCAGUGAGUAGACAGGCAAGCAGAAGGGACAAAAGUAGCAGGGUUAUGCAUGAAUCUUCUCACUACAAUAGAAGAAGAAAAUAAAAUACUUAAUUAAGCCUAGACUUUUUCCCCAGUUUUGGAUUGGAGGUUCAGUGCUUGUAGCCAAGAAAGUGUCUGUCCUUGAAAUGCCAACAAAUUCAUUUUCAGGCAUUGGUGCUUUGUACCUCUUCUGCAGAUAGCCUUGGUUUGCAGAUGAGUGUGCUGGCAGCAGGCAAGUGCAUUUCCUAUUCCAUCAACAAAUGAUUUGUGGAAAGGGCACACUGUUGGCCCUCCAGAACAAGGCCAAACAAAGGAAUACUGGCUCUGAUAGAAAACAAGUUGUGUUAAAAAGCCAUGGACCCCUCACUUCCAGCCUCUGAGAGCUGGUCCCUGGAACACACACGUCCUUGAGGCUUUCUGAGACCUCUUGCUCUGUAUUCAACACUUGGGCCACUCUGGGCUCCAUUCCUCACAUCUCAAGAACAAGUCUUCCCCUUCUUAACUACCUGAACCUGCUGUUUCUUUGGGAGCUGGGUUCCUGUGGCUUUUCCAGGCUCGAUGUUUCGCUAAGCUCUUUAUCGUUUUUGCCUGUCACAGCCUUUGUCUAGCACCUCGGCCGGGAAGCACUGGUGGGGCUUAUUUUGACAGGUCUGGAGUUUGGCACUUAUGAGCAUAAUCCAAGUGAAAUAUGACUUAAUGUUUUCUAGUCAAUUUCUCCCAUCAGAUUUUUCCACAAGUGGAAGUGAAAUAAUUUCAUUUGAUCAUAUAUACAUCCCACCCACGGCUCUGGGAUGCGCGUGAGCACCUUAUUUUAGCUUCACAUAUAUUCUUGACAUUAAAGUCUCCUUGGCAAAAUCCUCCUUCCCAGAAUUAUUCAGAGCUUAAAUCUUUUUUUUUCUUUUUCUUUUUGGCAUACUGCUAGUGGAGUCAUUAAACUGUUCAGUAUAUUUUAAUAGCACUCCAUUCCUCACUGUGGUGUCAACUCAGAGUCUGCAUGCUUAAGGUCAUGUGGGCUAUUUUUUUUUUUUUUUUUUUUGUAAACUCUCUUUUCAGUUCGAUCUGACCUUAGGAAAAGUAUCUCUUUAAAGGAAAUCAGACUCCUCACUCACCAUCUCUCCGAGAAUUAUUCUCUGAAUUUGAGGAGGCUGAAUAAUCUAGUUUUAUUUCUACACAAUACUUUUGAAGGCUGCCUCCCUCUCUGUCCAAUCAGCUAAACUUGAGCAACCCUGGAAGCUUUGAACAGUUGAGAAAUGCUUUUCCACAUUUCACUUUAAAUCAAGAUGUGCCACAGAAGACCCACGGAACUGUUGCUAAAAUAGCUGCCUGCACAGGAGCCAAUUAACAGAGCAAAAACUGGCAGAUGUCCUAGAUGGCAAAACAGGAGGACCAGGUUCUCUUGACAGAUGCUUUCAAUCUUUGUCAAGUCUGGUCUGCAAACUACAUUGCAUGCCUACCUCAUCCAUCAGUAGAUUAUCGAAGUGAAGGAGAGAGUAUAGUGGGGGGCGUUGUGAUCUACAGAAACUGUGGAUGUGAUUUCAUAGUUGUUGUGAUGCUGUCUCUCUCAUUUCCUGUGAAGACUGGAGAUCAAUAAGAUAAGGGUACAGAUUGCUGCAGGAUAAUCUGCCAUUUAAAUGAAACGUGCUUGAUAGUGGUAUGAAUUCUAGAAUUGUCAUUUCCAUGUAUUUGCUGAGCUUGGGGAAACAUGACUUAAGCAUUAUGAAAAUACUGGUAAUGAAUAGUCUUGUGACCUUCAACAAAUCAUUUCACACCUCUGGGCAUCAAUGGUCUCAUCUGCAAGAUGGGGACAAAAUCAGCCUGGGGCAGAGGAUCUUGGUGGUUCCUCCCAGACACAGACUCUGAGAGUGAGAGCUUCUAGAAUUCUUUCUCCAGAAGACCAAUGACUCAAUGACUUAAUGCUGAGUCAUUUGCCCUUCAGAGGUAUAACUUCCCUAUCUAUCGCUGUGAAUGCAGAGAAAUAUCAUUUCCCAACUGAGAAAUGCAGUCUGAGCUCUUGGAGAAAAUUAGAAGCUUAGUGCUGUGACAUUACUGUUUGCAGCCUUUGAUGCCCAGGUGGAAUCAGAGAAGCCAGCAGGGUGAUUCCUAAGGUGUCACCUAAGAUGUCACUUUUUGAGAUGUCAAAAAGAAAUAAAAACCAAGAUGUCAAAAAGUCUAGACUUUUUCCCCAGUUUUGGAUUGGAAGUUCAGUGCUUGUAGCCAAGAAAGUAUUUGUCCUUGAAAUGCCAACAAAUUCAUUUUCAGGCAUUGGCUACAUUAUUAUAAAUGUGGCUACAUUAUUGUAAAUUAUUAUAAAUGUGGUUACAUUAUUGCAUAGCUUCAGGGACAGGAGAAAAUUUAGGAGAGCCAGAGUAGGUGUGCUUACUAUUUUCAGCCAAACUCUAGAAAAUAAGUGUCUCCACUUUACUGAACUAAAUUAAACAUGAAUGGUAAAAACUUCUCUACUUUCAGGGUGCAUGUGAACAUAAUUUAGUUGAAGUUUACUUUCACUAAGCAACAUCUCCCACCUUUUCCCCCAGAAAAUGGUAACACCUUUUUAAUGACUUUCAUUUGUGAAUAAUCAUGAGAAAAAUAGAGUCCCUUUGAAGCCAGCCCAAUAGGCAGCUUAAAUUUCCUAGCUUUGUUUGGAAAAUUCUGUACACACAUAUGCAGAAAUGACCUUGCCUUUUCCAAAUGCAUUUACAGUGUCAAUCAGAAAAGGCCACAAGCCUGAGUCUGAGAGAAAAAAUG
Messenger RNA from Cebus imitator (Panamanian white-faced capuchin), 4633 nucleotides. It is a transcript of the gene NPSR1, whose product is annotated as neuropeptide S receptor 1. The transcript has 9 exons. Bases 196 to 1365 code for a protein of 389 amino acids. The record is from RefSeq and is a predicted model, not a curated record. Gene Ontology annotation, biological process: neuropeptide signaling pathway; positive regulation of release of sequestered calcium ion into cytosol. Gene Ontology annotation, cellular component: cytoplasm; membrane. Gene Ontology annotation, molecular function: vasopressin receptor activity; neuropeptide receptor activity. Lineage: Eukaryota; Metazoa; Chordata; Mammalia; Primates; Cebidae.